Messenger RNA from Rotaria sordida, 237 nucleotides. The record is from the annotation of a GenBank genome assembly. Lineage: Eukaryota; Metazoa; Rotifera; Eurotatoria; Philodinida; Philodinidae.
AUGAUGGCUCGUAAAAUGAAAGAUACUGAUAGUGAAGAAGAAAUUCGUGAAGCAUUCCGUGUAUUUGACAAAGAUGGAAAUGGAUUUAUUUCAGCAGCUGAACUACGUCAUGUGAUGACAAAUUUAGGUGAAAAAUUGACGGAUGAAGAAGUUGAUGAGAUGAUACGUGAAGCAGAUAUUGAUGGAGAUGGUCAAGUUAAUUAUGAAGAAUUCGUUACAAUGAUGACAUCAAAAUAA